Messenger RNA from Anarrhichthys ocellatus (wolf-eel), 4613 nucleotides. Its product is annotated as microfibril-associated glycoprotein 4-like. The transcript has 6 exons. Gene Ontology annotation, cellular component: fibrinogen complex. Gene Ontology annotation, molecular function: extracellular matrix structural constituent; protein-macromolecule adaptor activity. Gene Ontology annotation, biological process: fibrinolysis; platelet aggregation; blood coagulation. NCBI's taxonomy places the organism in Eukaryota, Metazoa, Chordata, Actinopteri, Perciformes, Anarhichadidae. The record is from RefSeq and is a predicted model, not a curated record. The coding region runs from base 3078 to 3830 and encodes 250 amino acids.
GAGCUGAACUGGCCGUUGCUCGAGCCUUUGCAUCUCACCAGGACAGAGGCGAAAGAUCUCUGGCCGAGGAACGACAGGAUGACGAAGGCGUUCGUCACGGCCAGGAGGAAAACCCAGGUUGCAGUGGAGACAAUAUGAGCGGCCCGCACCGUCUGCAGGAUGUGAGUUCCUAAAGGUCGAACAACCUUCAGAUACCUGCAGAGGAGAGAGAGGCGCCAUUGGAGGACUGACAAAACAUGAAAUUGCUGUGUUCCUGUUUGUAUUGAUACAAUUGUGAAGUCUGUUUUAUGCAACAAGAGAAUCAAACUUCAAACUGGCCUACCUGUUAGCGGCGAUGUAGCCCAUGAACAUGAUGCUGGCGUAAAUGUUGAGGAAGAGGACGGCGGUGGCAAAGUUGCAGUUGAUGGAGUGGACGGUGGGGGAGUUGCUGGCGUACUUGGCGAUGCGGAUUGGGAGACAGAGGCAGAGCAGGAAGUCGGCGGCUGCCAAGUUCUUCAGGUAGAUCGUGAUGCUGCUGGACGCCGUCUGCUGAGCUCGGCAGAAGUAAAACUUCACGAUGAAGCCGUUGAGGGGGAGACCCACCUGGAGAGAAAACAUGGUGAGGAUGGAGGGAUUGAUAGUCAGUCAAAAGAAUUUUGGAUUUGACCUGAUGGACAUAAGAUCAUCAUUUUCUACCCAAUCAGGGAAUCAAAGUCCAAAAAGCAGUUGUUAUAGCUUACAUCUUUUACACAAGUCAGUAAGAAUGAAGCUUGUAUGAACCCGACCAAAAAACAUCCUGAUAUCAGAAAAGAUUUCGGUGAAAGAAUUAAAUCAUGACGAGUUUCAUUUCCUCAGGAAAACAUUAUCUAUGAAAAUGUUUCCUCUCGUGAAAAAAGGCAUAAAACAUCUGAACAGACUGACACUUGUGUCUUGUGUUGAAGAAGGAAAUGAACCUGAAUUGUUGAAACUCACCAGAAACACGAGACUGUGGACCAUCACGAAGAAGAGGUAGGCUGACCUGUACGCAUGAUCACAGGUCAAACCGUCGUCUUUGGUCUGGUUGGUGACUGAUGACCGAUUGAAGGAUGAACGCACUUCCUCUCCUUCUUGGUCACUCAUUUUUACAGAGGUGAACCCAAAUUACAAAUCUUCAUAUUCAUAGUCAGCCCAAGAAGACAAAAAGAUCAAGAUGUAUCACUUACAGGAACAAAUGGAUGGUUUCAAAUCAAUUCAGAGUCUUUAUUGUAACAUCGACUCUGUUUCAUAUAUCCUACUUAAUGGUCAGCUGACCGUAUGAUUAUGAAUAUUAAUAUCUGUAGUUUAUCAGCAUCAGUUGGUCAUUUUCAGCCCAUAGAUAUAUUUAUAAAAUUCAGCAUUGAAACAGUAAAAGUGCAACGAAGAGAGGGUGAAAUACUACCUGUCUGUGACUGUCAGUGUGGACGUCCAAAAGAAAUACUUUUCACUGAACUGCUUUCUGUCUUCACAGCAGAACAGCAAUGUGGUUAUGAUGGCUUCCGAGUAAGAUAGCAUCUCUACUAAAAAUAAAAACACAUGUUCUCGCUCACACACAGCUGUUGAGGCGUCAUUAUAUCUUCCUUGGUAGCUCCAAUGAACAGGCCACAAUUACCACUGAAGACUCUUUUUGGUGUCGAGCUCUCAGUUGCAAUGCCAGUCUGUCGGCCAAUAGAAGAUACAUUCUUUUGACAUCGUUGAUCCCACUUUUGUGCUUUUUUUUUUUUUUUUUCUAAAUGAAUCCAUUGAUCCAUAUUUCCGCUGCUUAUCCAGGUCUGAAGGUAGCCCAGACAGCUUUCUAGCCACGUCCUCUCUGAGCCAUGAGGCCUUGUGGGAUACACAGUGUAAUCCCUCCAGUGUUUCGGGUCUGCAGCGGUGAGAUCCACUCCAGUUUGAGUAACUGUGAUGUCCAGGAGGCGUCCUUCAUCAGUUGUCCCAAACUGUUGCAAAGAAUCAGCGAUUCCCCUCUAAGCGUUUCCACACAACCGAGUGCUGCCAAAUAAAUGCAGUUCUUUCACCAUCCCAAAGCUCAUGAGCAUAGAUGAGUGAUGGAAAGAACACAGAGCCACUAACAGUUUGACACACAUUACUGCUGAUGUGGCAGUAAUCUGUGUGACAAUAACAAAUGUAAAAUGUGAUAUGGUUCAACCCUGGCAGGGCCCAGCAGCCGCUGAGAAAGUGCUUGGCUUUUGGAAAAACACCUCCGGCUAUGCAAAGACUAUGCAUCGUGGGAAAGGUCAACAUGUAAACGCUUAGGAAUUCAUUGUGGAAGUACAAAAUCUCAUAUUGCUCAGCAUGAAAAACAAUGCCAAUGGAAAAGUCAAUUAGGAUCCUUUUUUUGUGAUGGACUCAAAUUUAAAGGCAUCCACGUGAGCAAAGGUCAGAGUAGUAUUAAGACCACUCAUGAUGUGUGAGAAGGUAAGACGAUGGUUUCAACAAACGCAUGAUUUUCAACCAAGAGACCGCUGUUUGAUACCACAUGUUGUGACAGCUUUUUCAUAAACUUACUUUCCACACAGGACGGGGUCUGCUGCAUGGAGCUUUACAGUAAAUUACGCUGUAAAAUGAGUCAUCAGUGUUAUUCACACGCUAGAUAAGGAAAUUCUCUCUCUGGACUUCAAAUACUGAGGUCAGGAGUGCAAAUUCCACGAGUUCAACUUCCCCCAGAAGGUUAGAAUGUUCAGACUUCAUGACUUUUAUGACUUUUUCGCAUAUCAUUCAAAUGUUUAUUCAAGUUUCCUGAAUAAAAAUAUCUAUUUUCAUUUCCUUUUCGUUUUUUUUUUGUGCCUAAAAAUUGUUAAAUUCAAACACAUCAAAGAUAUUAGAAUCUGCAAUGGCUUUCUGGAUUGUUGUGUAAUUGUAGAAUAAUUCCAGUCUGUAAAACCACCUCAUUCACCAGAACCAAUGAAGCAACAAUAUGACCUCAGCUUCUGCAGAUCUUUGAGUAAUGAUAAACUUCAUUGGUCUGUGUAAACAAAGCUUAUCAGUGUCACAUGCUUCCACAGACGGGGCCGAGCAGACUGUUUAGAAGUGCCUUGUUUCCCAUGAAGAUUUACUUCAACUGACAGAGUCCAACCUUCCUCUCCAUGAUGAUGAUGAUGCAGGUGAGAUUAUUCGUAGCUGUGCUGGUUCUUGCGGCCUCAGUUCCCUCCGGCUCCGAGUUUUAUCUGCCCAUCGACUGUGAUGACAUCUAUCGCCAAGACAACACCAGCUCCAGUGGGGUGUACACCAUCUACCCAGGAGGCCCCACCACGCCGCUGCAUGUCUACUGUGACAUGGACACUGACGGAGGUCGAUGGACUGUAUUUCAGAGGAGGAUCGAUGGGACUGAAAACUUCUUCAGGCCCUGGAAGAACUAUAAGACUGGAUUUGGGAAUGUGGCUGGAGAAUAUUGGCUUGGCCUGGAAAACCUCUUCCUGCUGACUAUGAGGAAGAAGAACAAGUUGCGGGUCGACAUGGAGGACUGGGAGGGAGGGAAGGCGUCCGCUCAGUACUCCUCCUUCUCCAUCGAUUCUGAGGACGCUGGUUAUCAGCUUCACUUGGGCAGCUUCACUGGCGGAGCGGCAGGGGACAGUUUGGAGGAACACAACAACAUGAAGUUCACCACGUUUGACAAAGAUCAGGACCAGUGGGAUAAAAACUGCGCUCAGCAUUUUCUAGGAGGUUUCUGGUACGGAAAAUGCCACUCGGCUAACCCCACCGGCAUGUACGCACCUCAUGGUGCCAUCGCAUAUGACAGCGUCCUCAACAUUUGGCGAACGUGGAAAGGCCCGAACUACUCCCUCAAGACUAUUGCCAUGAAGAUCAGAUCAGUCGCUACAUGUACAUGCACACAGUAACCAGAUUAUCUGUGCAUUAACCGGAUUAUGUGCGUACUUCAUCCUACAGAGACCAUCAAAGCAGGAUCAACGGAUGUUAAAUGCACAUUGAGCAUUCAAGACUGUCUGAGACGAGCCUUUCUUAGGUGGGCAGGUUAAUAACAGACAUGUUGACUAAACACACAGUGUCGCUCUUGUGUUGCACAACCUCAUUUGGCUGUAUGGGAGGGAAAGGUGUGGUCUCACAACAGGCCGGCUGACUUAAUCUCACACAGCAAAAAGAGUGCAAACAGAAAGAUCCUCCACUGCUGCUGGAUGAAGAAGAGGACAUGUCCUCCCACUGGAAUCAAUCAAGAUCUUAUCAUUGCAGUACAAAUAUUUGUAUUGUUAUUAAGUUUUGUAGUAGACAGCAGCACGACAUAAUAAAAAGCUGUCAUAUCAUACGCGUACACAAUCAUUCCAUGUUUAAACAAUUAGGUUUUUGCUCCACACCCUUGUUAAAACUAUACAAGAAACUAAAUUAAACAUUUUAUCAUCAGUUUUAUAUUUAAGUGAUGUUUCUUUGACUUCUUGCAAAAUAUAUAAAUUGUAUUAUUACACAUAUAUACUGUAUGUUUCCUAUAUCAAAAGAUGACAAGCGUGUUUCACUGAACUUUUAAUUUCUUUUUCAUUUCAAUUUGUAUUCCUCCAGACACACCAACACCAUACACAGACACUAGGCCUGUCAGGCAGCGAAACAAAACAAAUAACAAUAAAAAUGUUUUUUUUUAAACGGCAGAAUAAAUACAUUUAAAUAAAAAUACA